GCGGACGUCGGCAACGUCAAAAAACUAGUUGAAGAGUCUUUUCAGACCGGAGUAGUCGGUUUGAGAAACAGCUAUUAAGUCAUAACUAAAUUAAUGAAUUUCCUAACGGACAUUUAUUCGCAUCGCCAAGUAAUUUAUUAAUCGACAUACUAAAGUUGUAAUCUUACCCGAGGGGUUUAACGGUGUAAAUGGAGGAGAAGAAGAAAGACGGAGACCCGGAGAUUCAGGAACACGGACCCGAACAUUGGUUCUCAAAAUGGGAGCGGCAGUGUUUGGCCGAAGCGGAGCAAAGAGAUUCAAACGAGGAGGAGGCCGAUAACGACCAGGAUAAAUUAUGGCAUCUCUUCCAGAAUUCCGCCACUGCCGUGGCUCAGCUCUACAAAGACCGAGUAUGUCACCAACAGGGGGGGCUUUCUUUGUGGGUGCCGUUUCAGAACGCAGCCACAGCCGUGACCAACCUGUACAAAGAGUCUGUGGAGGCCCACCAGCGUAGCUACGACCUAGGUAUACAGAUCGGCCACCAGCGUCGCAACAAGGAUGUGCUGGCCUGGGUGAAGAAAAGGAGGAGAACCAUCCGGCGAGAGGACCUCAUCAGCUUCCUGUGUGGCCGGGCCCCACCCCCCCGGACCUCCAGAGCCACCCUCACCCCGGGACACAGACUGACCAUGGUCUCCCCUAACCGGCCUCCCCCGGCCCCUGAGACAGACUCCUCUGUGGAGGCUGACCUCCAGCCCUUCAGAGAGGCCAUCGCACUGCAUGGUCUAAGUGGGGCUAUGGCCAGCAUCAGUGUUCGUUCCGGUACCCCAGGCUCUCCCACCCACGUGGGGGGUGCUGCUGGCGGUGGGGGUGGGUCGACCCCGGUGGGGCGUCGGCGUAACGGUCUCCAUGACGUGGACCUGAACACUUUCAUCUCCGAGGAGAUGGCCCUGCACCUGGACGCUAACCCCAGGAAACGCAGCUCCGCCCAGUGCAAUGACGUCAUAACAGACUCCCCCACCCAUAAACGCAACCGGAUGAUCUGAUUGGGCAGCCCAGCCCCCGGGAGGGUUAAGAGACCUUUGUGGGAGGGGGUGGGGGUUGAGAUCUUGAAAACAGACAGACUGAAGGAUGUAUGGCUGUGGAGUGAACCGGCGUUGAGGACUAAGGAGGCCGUCCAUUUAGUUGAGUGGGUGGUGUCCUCCUGUCCUUGUCUCCUUUCCUAGUUGAGAGCACUGGUCUAAACUGAAAGCAUGCUUGUUGGAAACCUGUCAUCCAUCCUUCCUAACCCCGUUAGGCUGCAUCUACACAGGUAGCCCAAUUCAGAUUUUUUUUCCACUAAUUGGGCCUUUUUGACCAAUCAGAUCAGUUCUUUUCCCAGUAAAUGGGCAACAGGACAGAAUUGUGCUGUCUUUGUAAACGCAGCCUCAGUGAUCAGUGACCGUGAGGAACGGAAGCGAGGACAGAAGGGCAUCGAGGAGGUUGGGAUGGAGCCCCCGUUCAGAGGAGAAAUGCACUGUGCUGAUUUAAAAUAAAGAAGCCACUUGAUCCUCUACACUUGUCGCUCCCCCCUCUCUCUCUCUCUCUCUCUCCUCCCCCCAUCCUCACCCCUCCUCCCUUCCUAAGGAACCGAGGGCUGGGGAAAACGUGUUACUCAGUGAACUAGAUAAGGAUUGAUGCCAGAAGUGGUUCUGUUGGAGAGAUGCCUUCUUUGCUAGAACUUAUUGCUUUGUGUUAGUCAUCCUGCUCAGUGGACAUUGAUGCUGUCUGUGAUGAUGAAGAGGAGGACUUCCCUCACUUGACAUUUCCUGACUGUGUCCCAAAUGGCACCCUAGUCUCUACACAGCACCCUAGCCCCUACACCCUAGUCCCUACACAGCACCCUAGUCCCUACAUCAUAGCCCCUGCACCCUAGUCCCUACACAGCACCCUAGUCCCUACACAGCACCCUAGUCCCUACAUCAUAGCCCCUACAUCCUAGUCCCUACACAGCACCCUAGUCCCUACACCCUAGUCCCUACACCCUAGUCCCUACACAGCACCCUAGUCCCUACAUCAUAGCCCCUACAUCCUAGUCUCUACACAGCACCCUAGUCCCUACAUCAUAGCCCCUACACCCUAGUCCCUACACAGCACCCUAGUCCCUACAUCAUAGCCCCUACAUCCUAGUCUCUACACAGCACCCUAGUCCCUACAUCAUAGCCCCUACACCCUAGUCCCUACACAGCACCCUAGUCCCUACAUCAGCCCCUACAUCCUAGUCUCUACACAGCACCAUAGCCCCUACAUCAUAGCCCCUACAUCCUAGUCUCUGCACAGCACCUUAGUCCCUACACACCUCCCUAGUCCCUACACAGCACCAUAGUCCCUACAUCCUAGUCUCUACACAGCACCCUAGUCCCUACACACCACCCUAGUCCCUACACACCACCCUACUAUAUUACAGCAUAGGGCCCUUUUUGAAAAGUGUUGCACUAUACAGGGUGUUGUUUGGGAGCAGCCCUGCUGUCUCCUGUGUCUAGUUGUGAUGGCUGAGGGGGCUGUGGCGUCUCAGGGCUGAUUCUCCCAAUAGCAGGCUGUUGAUAUUUGAUUGUAUCGGCUUCCUUUCUGUCUUUGACAACUGUGCUUCAGCAGUCCAUGUUAGUGCAACCAACCCGCAAGGGUCAGCGUCCCAAAAUCACACCCUAUCUAUUCCCUAAUAUAUAUAUAAAGUGAACUACUGUUGCCUACAGGUCUCACUGGUCGAAGUAGUCCACUAUGUAGGGACAUAAGGAUGCUGUUUGCUCCACGAACCCCAGUGUUCAGGUUCGUAUACCUCCCCAGCAGUUGGUUCAUUUAUACACCGCCUGGCUUCUUCUGUUGAGGUGUAUAUUUCAAAGUUCAGGAAUUAUCCGUGUUACUUAAUGCUGGGAUGAUAUCUGACCUGUCGCCAGACUAACCCUCCAGUCAGGUGAUGUCGUGUGUGGGGGGGGGACCCUAAUAGGAAGGUAAACUAUGAUCACCGUUCACAGUGAGUAAAUGUGAUGCUCCCUUAAACUUUCAAUACAUUUUUUUUUUUUAUGUAAAAGAUGGGACGGGGUAAACGCUCCUGCAAAAUAACCUGUGUUUCUACUCCACUACACCUCUGUCCCCUUCUGAGUAUGUUGAUGUUUUCGGACUAUUCUGUUCAGUGUGGUUGUGUGUUCACCAUAUUACCUGAGUUGGAAUAAUGAUAUAUAUAUAUCUUUUUUGCACUUAAGCCUCUUUCACAUCUAAACUCAUGUUGAUCUUCCCACCGGAACCAACCAGGCAGUUCAUCCUCCACCUAAAGGUCUUCAAUCAGACACCACCACCUUCACCUCCCUCUGGAACUGGGGGGGGGGGGUUCACCUGCCACCAAACAGAAACAAACUGAAAUGUUUUGCUACUCUGUGCCGUAAUGAACAUGCCCCCAAACCAGAAGAGAAAGACUGAAAUGUUUUGCUACUCUGUGCCGUAAUGAACAUGCCCCAAACCAGAAGAGAAAGACUGAAAUGUUUUUGCUACGUUGUGCUGUAAUGAACAUGCCCCAAAACCAGAAGAGAAAGUCCUGUUUUUUUGUUUUUUUUUUCGUUGCAAAAUGUUUUGCUAUGCUGUGCCAUACUGAACACCACCCAGAGUAAGAGAUGUGGGAGGAGCUAAAGUGGAGGCCCCAGAAACAAACUGACAGAAUAGUUCUUUUCGUGAGCGAGGAGGGGGGGGGGGGGGGGGUCUAACAUCCCAAUGUCCACACUACUGUUUAGUAUGCCGUAUGAAUGGCCGAUCCAGUGCAUCGCUCCAUACUAAGUGAUAUUGUGACGUAGUCUGUCUUCUAAUGGGUGUUCAUUAUUGACUUGUGUUGAUGUGAAAAGAUGCAGUUGCCUGACUAUUAAAGCUGAAAGGGAUAGUUUACCUGAAUUAUUAGAAAA
Messenger RNA from Oncorhynchus mykiss (rainbow trout), 3902 nucleotides. It is a transcript of the gene hapstr1a, whose product is annotated as HUWE1 associated protein modifying stress responses a. The record is from RefSeq and is a predicted model, not a curated record. NCBI's taxonomy places the organism in Eukaryota, Metazoa, Chordata, Actinopteri, Salmoniformes, Salmonidae.